CUCUACCCCAACUCCUUAUACUGAAUUUCACAGAACACCAUUCUGCCUUGCCAAGACCAGCAUUUUGCAGGAGACCAGAGUUAUAAUUGCCCGUAUUCCACUACACCGUCAGAAACUAGUGUUGACGUUUAUACGGAGACUUUCUGGGCUGCUGGUCUCCUGGACAACAGUGAGCCCCAACAAGCACCACAGGCACAGGAUUCAUCUUCUAAUUCGAGUUUUCCUAUUCUGGACUCAUGUUCCUGGGAAGAAGCUCAGCUUUCCUCACAGCUCUACAGAAAUACACAGCUCCAAGAUACUCUGGUUCAGAAGGAAGAAGAACUUUCUAGGCUACAUGAAGAGAAUAAUCAUCUCGGACAAUACCUGAAUUCUGCUUUGGUUAAAUGUCUUGAAGAAAAGGCCAAGAGAUUGUUGUCAUCAGAUGAGUUCUCCAAAGUGUGUGGAAAAUUCAGAAAGGGGAAGAGGAAACACAAAGAGCAGGGAUACUCUGCUGCUGAGAUCCCCCAUCCUAAAAAUGUCAAGAGAAACCUCUCUAGUGAGUUUGCUAACUGUGAAAAACCACCUGGGCCCCUUGUUGAUCCCUGGGUGCUUCAAACACUUGGAUUGAAAGACCUCAACACCAUUGAUGACACCUCAUCAGCUAACUACAGUGCCCUCUCCUCUCAUCCCAGAAGAGUGACUAGCACAUACUCCCAUUUUCCGAGUGAUGCCAUUGAUUAUGAAAAUGUCCCCAGAGAGGAUGUGCCAAUCAACUAUGGAGGUGAAAGAACAACCCCCUUGCUCAGCACUGCCAGCCAUGGGGAAGACUUCCACUACUUUUCUCAACUUUCAAAUCCCCCAAUAGAGGUGCAAACACUUCCUUAUCAUCCAGCUGAUGUGUCACCCAGCAAGACAGAGAUGACAUUUUACACAUCCCUGAGUCCUCACUGUAAUGUCAAAACUCAUUCUUUCCACCAGGGACAAGCCUUUGUGUGUAGAGAUGAAGAAGGAGGCUGGAAGUUUACCUGGAUCCCUAAACAGCCUUAA
Molecule: messenger RNA, 1026 nt
Organism: Marmota flaviventris (yellow-bellied marmot)
Lineage: Eukaryota; Metazoa; Chordata; Mammalia; Rodentia; Sciuridae
Source: RefSeq, a predicted model, not a curated record